Andrographis paniculata is the source of this 2255-nucleotide messenger RNA. Its product is annotated as AP2-like ethylene-responsive transcription factor TOE3. The record is from RefSeq and is a predicted model, not a curated record. Gene Ontology annotation, molecular function: DNA binding; DNA-binding transcription factor activity. The coding region runs from base 234 to 1427 and encodes 397 amino acids. Lineage: Eukaryota; Viridiplantae; Streptophyta; Magnoliopsida; Lamiales; Acanthaceae. The transcript is spliced from 10 exons. Gene Ontology annotation, biological process: regulation of DNA-templated transcription.
AUUUCUCUCUGCUGCUGCUGCGUCUUAAAUAAAUAGUAGGCUUUCAUUCAUUUGCAUUUCUUCACUUUUUCGCCUUUUCUUCAACCUCAGUGGAGGAGGCUUGGGAGAGACUCUAAAACCAGGUGAUAGCGAAGGUAUUCCUUUCUUUCUUCGCGAAUUUUUGCUUUUCGCAUGCAUUGUGGCUUUAGGUGGAUGCAUAUGUAGGUGAAAUUGAGUGUAGUUUGGAUUCUGUGAUGUUGAACCUCGAUUUGACUAUUGAUCCUUCUGCACCGACUUCCGAUCGAACUGAAUCGGCGUCGGAUAACCACAUCGCACUCUCCAGCGAUCAAAUGGAAUACUCCGGCAGCUCUAAUUCCUCGGUGGUUAAUGUGGAGACUUCUAGCGCCGCCGGCGACGAGAACUCUAGUUCGAGUCAAUUGGUCGGUUUUGAUAUAUGGAAGAGCAGUGGUGAGUUUGGAGAGAGUGACAAAUCGAGCUGCGGUUACGUGAUGAAGGAGUUUUUUCCGGCUACUAGCGAAGGGCAGAUGAAUCAAUCGAUGGAUCUCUCUGGAAAUAACCAUGAGCAAAGGAUUAUUGCUCAGCAGCAGCAGCAACUUAAGCGGCAGCAUGUGCAGAAGAGUAGGAGGGGACCGAGGUCUCGCAGUUCUCAGUAUCGCGGCGUCACAUUUUAUCGCCGCACUGGACGUUGGGAAUCUCACAUAUGGGACUGUGGCAAACAAGUCUAUUUAGGAGGAUUUGACACCGCACAUGCUGCAGCUCGGGCAUAUGAUCGCGCCGCAAUUAAAUUCCGUGGACUGGAUGCUGAUAUUAAUUUUAACGUCAGUGAUUACGAAGAUGAUCUUAAGCAGAUGAAGAAUCUGACCAAGGAGGAAUUUGUACACAUACUACGUCGCCAGAGCACGGGGUUCUCAAGGGGAAGUUCUAAAUACAGGGGAGUAACAUUGCACAAAUGUGGUCGAUGGGAGGCUCGAAUGGGACAGUUUCUUGGCAAGAAGUAUAUCUAUCUUGGAUUGUUUGACAGUGAGAUAGAAGCUGCAAGGGCAUAUGAUAAGGCAGCAAUCAAGUGCAAUGGAAGGGAAGCAGUUACCAAUUUCGAGCCGAGCACAUAUGGAGAGGAGCUAAGCUCUGAAGCGAUCACUGGAGCCGCCGAGCACCAUGAUCUUGAUCUGAACUUGUGCAUAGCUCCCCCUCCUCGGCCUGACGCUCCAAUUGAGAACAAUGACAUGAAGGGAACUGCGGCAACGACGGAGAAAGGAAUAAAUUCGUCAGCAAAUUGGACAUGGAUUCCCCAAUACCAUGUCCAAGUGAACAGUCCUUACCCUCUCGUAGCCACUGCAGCAUCAUCAGGAUUCGCAACUAACUCAAGUUUCACUCCUUCCUUAGCCGACGAUUAUUGCCAAAACACAUCUCACUAUCACCGGACGUGAUCAGGAUCAUCGGCAGAAUCAGAGACUUGAUAAAUCAAAAGUUUUAAAGAGAGACAGACAACACAUUAUUACAAAUAUUCCCCAUAAUAUUCUGUUUUUCACUAUUCAAUUCAAAGACUACUCUUUCUUUUAAAUGCUAUAAAACUUUGUUACUACAACAACAGAUGCUUUUGUUUUACAUAAAUUAGAUAUAUAUCCAAUUCUUAUCCAUCAUCAGGUAUGUAAUGAGUAAGUGAUGUUUUUUGUUGGGCAAUGAAUCAUGAUCCACUAAAUGCAACAAUUCUUAUUACCUGGUGCAGGAGGUGCUGAUCGUACAGGAGAAGGUUGCAAAGGAGUUGUGGGGACUACUACUCCAUUAUUGGUCUCCUCUCUCUCUACACUGUAAGUAAGGGAAGGGAAAAGGUUAAAUGAAGUAUCCUAAUCCUAGUACUCUACUGUUUGCUUAUGUUUUUGUCCUCUGAUGUCAUAACACGAAGGAGCAGAAAAGAUGUAAAAAAGCCUUUGGACCGCUCACACAUCCAUCCAACCAUCCAUGUCAACCUUACCAAGCCCACUCCAGGACUGCACUGCAGGUACACUUACAGCUACUGCCAUAACCUUCUUCAGAAUAAAUAAUGUUUGAAUAAAACUCUCUCUAUCCUAGCUACUAAUUUAUUUAUUUAUUUUCUUUUCUUUUUAACUAUAGAUACUAAAGUUUAGGAGAUGUAUAAUUACUGUAGAUACUAUCAUUUAAAAGGAAUGUAAUUAGUAAAAAUUAAUUAUUUUGUAUAUAAUUUUAUUCUAAAAAAUAAAGAAAUAAGUGAAACAGACUGAAAUACAAAAAAUGAA